AUGCAGUACAAGACUUUCGCCCUCGCGUCUCUCUCCGUUUUCGGGGCCGCCACCGCCCAGCAGGUCGGCACUUCUCAGUCCGAGAAGCACCCCACAAUGAGCUGGCAGACUUGUACUGGCACUGGAGGCAACAGCUGCACGACGAAGCAGGGUUCCGUUACUCUCGACUCCAACUGGCGAUGGGCCCACGUCACCAGCGGAUACACCAACUGCUACACCGACAACGCCUGGAACGCGACGACCUGCGCGACUGGCGCUGACUGCGCGAAGAACUGUGCCAUCGAUGGUGCCGACUACUCUGGAACCUACGGUAUCAGCACCAGCGGCAACGCCCUGACCUUGAAGUUCGUCACCAAGGGCCAGUACUCCACCAACAUCGGCUCCCGUACCUACCUCAUGGAGUCCGACAGCAAGUACCAGAUGUUCAACCUGAUCGGCAAGGAGUUUACCUUCGACGUUGAUGUUUCCAAGCUUCCUUGCGGCCUGAACGGUGCUCUGUACACAGUCGAGAUGGCUGCUGAUGGUGGCAUGGGCAAGGGCAACAACAAGGCUGGCGCCAAGUACGGAACUGGAUACUGUGAUUCCCAGUGCCCCCACGACAUCAAGUGGAUCAACGGAGCCGCCAACUCCGAGGGCUGGGAGCCCAGCCCGAACGACAAGAACGCUGGUAGCGGAAAGCUAGGCGCUUGCUGCGCCGAGAUGGAUCUUUGGGAGGCCAACUCCAUCUCCACCGCCUACACCCCCCACCCUUGCAAGCAGCUUGGCUUCGUCGCCUGCACUGGUACUGACUGUGGUGACGGCGACAACCGCUACGGCGGUGUCUGCGACAAGGACGGAUGUGACUUCAACUCCUACCGCAUGGGCGUCAAAGACUUCUACGGCCCGGGCAUGACCCUCGACACCAACAAGAAGAUGACCGUCGUCACGCAGUUCAUCGGCAGCGGCUCCUCCCUCACCGAAAUCAAGCGCUUCUACGUGCAGGGCGGCAAGGUCUUCAAGAACUCCGACUCCACCAUCGAGGGUGUCACCGGCAACUCCAUCACCGACAGCUGGUGCAACGCCCAGAAGAAGGCCUUUGGCGACAAGACGUCGUUCCAGGACCGCGGCGGCCUCAAGCAGAUGGGCGCCUCCCUUGCCAAGGGCCACGUCCUCGUCAUGUCGUUGUGGGAUGACCACGCGGUCAACAUGCUCUGGCUCGACUCCACCUACCCCACCGACAAAGACCCCAGCACCCCCGGUGUGGGCCGUGGUACUUGCGGAACGGACUCGGGCAAGCCUGAGGAUGUGGAGACCAACUCGCCGGAUGCGACGGUCAUCUACUCCAACAUCAAGGUCGGUCCCAUUGGCUCGACCUUCGCGCAACCCGCAUAG
Paraphaeosphaeria sporulosa is the source of this 1371-nucleotide messenger RNA. Its product is annotated as exoglucanase-like protein 1 precursor. The record is from RefSeq and is a predicted model, not a curated record. Lineage: Eukaryota; Fungi; Ascomycota; Dothideomycetes; Pleosporales; Didymosphaeriaceae. The transcript is spliced from 4 exons. Gene Ontology annotation, molecular function: hydrolase activity, hydrolyzing O-glycosyl compounds. Gene Ontology annotation, biological process: carbohydrate metabolic process. The coding region runs from base 1 to 1371 and encodes 456 amino acids.